AAAUUCAUUUUCUACGAACCAAUAUUCAAAAUGAGAGUAUUUCUCAUUGUAUUUCUCUUUAUCUUUAUUUUGAUUCAAUCAGGGAUACUUCAGAUAAUUCCUUCUGGAAGAUCGUGCACAAGACAAGGAUACUUUGAAAUUAUUGAUGGAACGUGUAAAAAUUAUUAUUUCUGUGUCUACAAUGGAGUCGCAUUCGUUUCAUACGAUCUGAAGUGUUUAGAUUCGACUGUAUUUAACCCUACAACGAAUACUUGCACUGCAGAUUAUAUUUGCAAUCAAAUUACAGUGGAUCCUUGUCCCUUUGGAGUUGGUAGAUUUCCAAUAAGUGAUUCCAAUUGUCAGAAAUAUUAUUUUUGUUAUGUGGAUAAUGGAAGUUUUAUGAGAUAUAAUUUGACAUGUCCAAAUAAUUUACAAUUUAAUUCGAAAACAAAACAAUGUAUGUUACCAUGUCCAACUUCUUCACAAACUUCUUCUUUAUCCUGUACAAGUUGUAAUAAAUAACAAUUGAUAUGAUAAUAGAUACGAAUUAACAUUGUUGUUUUAUCUUAUACUUUUAAGACGCUGUUUUGAUAAU
Messenger RNA from Apis dorsata (giant honeybee), 574 nucleotides. RefSeq lists its product as uncharacterized. Gene Ontology annotation, cellular component: extracellular region. Gene Ontology annotation, molecular function: chitin binding. The record is from RefSeq and is a predicted model, not a curated record. The transcript has 2 exons. NCBI's taxonomy places the organism in Eukaryota, Metazoa, Arthropoda, Insecta, Hymenoptera, Apidae. The coding region runs from base 31 to 501 and encodes 156 amino acids.